Triticum turgidum subsp. durum (durum wheat) is the source of this 1188-nucleotide messenger RNA. NCBI's taxonomy places the organism in Eukaryota, Viridiplantae, Streptophyta, Magnoliopsida, Poales, Poaceae. The record is from the annotation of a GenBank genome assembly.
AUGGACAAGCUGUUGGCGCAGAUGCUGGGGAGCAUCUUCCUCUGCCUCCCCGACCCAGCUGACCUCGGCCGCACCUCGGUCGCCUGCAAGUCCUUCCGCGACCUCAUCGCUGACAGCUACUUCCGCCGGCAACAUCGCAAACGCCACACCUCGCCCCUCCUGGGCUUUGUCGGCAAAUUCGGCGACUUCCACCGCGCCAUCUCGCCGCACCCCUCCGCGCUGGCAGCCAAGACCGUCGACAACGCCUGCGACUUCUCCUUCUCCUUCCUCCCUAGGACGGAGAGCAUCAUCUAUGGUGUCGUGGAUAUCCGCGAGGGUCGCGUCAUCCUCGCCACAGUGAAUGAGGUGUUUGGUGAGGAUUACGUGGUGUGUGACCCCUUGCACCGCACGUAUGUGGUUCUCCCCAAACUCCACGACGCUGCGACAUCCAAAAGAAACAUUUUCUUAGCCCCACCGAUGCCGGAAACUGUUGCUGACAAGGAUGGGCAGACAACCUUCAGAGUGAUUAGGAUGGCGCCGAGAGGAGACCAUUUUGAUACCCAUGUCUUCUCUUCCUGGACUUGUCAGUGCGAAGCCCGUCCAUCUGUAAUCUGGAGGGGUCCUGUUGGCUCCCAUUUGUUUACUCUGCCAGGGAUGGUUAACCACUGCCGUGCACAAUAUGCUCACGGCCGCUUCUACUUCGUAUCUAAUAUCAAUAGAUGGGAAACGCUGGUUCUUGACCCCAUGACAAUGGAGUUUUCUACUAUUGAUGGCCCUCCCAUGGACAGAGUUUGUGAUGAAGACAUAUGUAUCGUGGAGGCAGAUGAAGGCAGUCUCGGGAUGUUUCUAACGUACCAAGACUAUGACAGAAGCAUGAUCAUUUAUUGGCAAAGUGAAGGUGAUAUUUCCGGACCAUGGCGCGAAGAGAAAAGAAUUGUUGUAGGUGACAUGUGUAGAGUUUUUUCUUCCGAAGGGAGACAUGUAUUUGGACAUGAUACUAUUGCAUGUUUCUCAUUGGAUGCCAAAGCAUUGGAGCUCGAGAGGGUAUGUUACAUGAUUCUGGAUGAGGCGUACCCAUAUAGCAAUCUUCCACUACCGUACGCAUUACCCACCGUAGCAUCAGGCCCCAAAGAGACGCAGCAGACCAGAACGAUUGCUGAGGAGAUGGAGGACGCUCAGGAGAUGGAGGAUGACGAGUACCUGUUCUAG